Molecule: messenger RNA, 2909 nt
Organism: Rubroshorea leprosula
Lineage: Eukaryota; Viridiplantae; Streptophyta; Magnoliopsida; Malvales; Dipterocarpaceae
Source: the annotation of a GenBank genome assembly
CAGGGUCGGAAUUACUUUCUCCGAUAAUUUGUAUUAAUUAUUGGGUUUUUUUUGUUUUUGUUUUUGUUUUUUUUCUUGGCAAAGUUAAGUGCUUUUGAGGACUAAGGGGGGCAGAGUGAAGAUUUUUCUCAUGUGGGAGUGCUCAGUUUCAGAUGUCAUGAUUCCUGCAUUUGUCUAGGGAAGCUUUAUGAGGAAGGAGCAUGAAGUACAGUUGAAACAUCCUUUCAAGACUUUGAUAUUCCCAAAGAUGGAGGAUUUCACCUGAUAUAAUGUGUUUAUUCGUCAAAUUAUUAAAACAAAAUGUUGAUGCUAGGAGAUUUUGAUCGGAAUUCAGUGCAACUAUAUACUGAUUCCCCUAGAGAGGUUUUCAAGCAGACAAUGCUCCAGCAAGAGAUUAUAUUUAGAAAUCAGGUCCAGGAACUACAUAGAUUGUAUGGUAUUCAGAAGACCAUAAUGAAGAAUAUUGGCUCUCAGAAGCUUGAAACUUACAGUUCAAGCGCAAGUGCACAACCACUGGGGACUAGAUUUCCCUCGAAUUCCAUGGACUUGGUAAAUAUAAAAACCAACUCUAGGAAUAUGAUAAAACUGACCUGUGACACGGAUUCAGGAUUCAGGAGGUUUUCAGUUAAUUAAGUAUCCAUUUACACAUUUUAUAAUUUUAUCUUGGCAUAAAUCAAAGACUUCUGGAAGUUAGUAAUACUUUCUGAAAGUAUAAUUUGGAAUACUAUGUAAUCAAAAGCAAUUAGUGCUACAAGGCAACUAUGAUGAAAAGGGUUAUUGCUUUUGCCUGCAUUCACUGUAACUUUACUUCUCCUUUUAGGAAGUGUUUAUGCACUGGUAAAAAUGAUGGGUGGUACGUCGCCUUUCAGGUUGGCUUGAGAGCACCUGUAGGCCAGGAAUUUCUUGAAGGGUAUGCAGGAAAUUACCAUAAUUCUAAGCCAAGGCCUCCAGAUCUUCAACUUUUGGCUGAUCAGUCUGUUAGCCAUGUUGGCAAUGGAAACACUGGGAAUCACCUAACAGAAAUUCCAGAUUUGAACUGUCCUCAUCAAAGUAAUGGUUCAGAUGUACUAGAGUUGAGGCUUUCCCUGAAUCUUGAAGUGGAUAACAGGAGAAAGGAAAAUACUAGAACAACAUGGUUUAACCAGAAAACCAGUUCCUGCUCUCCAAUUGUCAUUGAUUUGGAAGAAUCAGAUGAGAUGAUAUCAAUUGACGAUGCAAGACAUGGGCCUCUUGAUUUUGCUGCUCCUACUACUUAUUUUGGAGGACAGCAUGAUUCACAGGUUAGCAUCACAUCUGACCCAUUCAUCUUUGGAGGCAUGAAGAAAGAUGCUUCUCAUGUUGUAGCAAAUAUGGAGAAAAGAAAAUCCAAUCAGGACAAAUGUUCCACACAAGGAUAUGUUGAUUGCCCUGGUAAUGCCCACAACAAUCUGUCUGCUUGGAAGCAGCCUUUGAUUUCAUGUGAAGUUGGGCGUAUUGACCUUAACAAAGUUCAGCUUGAUGACUUGUCUUGUUUCUCCAAUGAUCCUGUGGUGGCCCACCCUUCAACUGCCAGCUCAAUAGGUGAUUUUAAUAGACCAUUCACUGCAGCUCAAGAUCCCUUUUGUCCAACAACAAUUGAGGGAAAAGUGAUGAGUAAGAUCUCUAGUGAAACAGUUGCUAUUUGUCAACAUGAUGAUGAUCUAAGUCCUGCUUCGGUGAGUCCCAAAAGGGAAGAUAACAGAACAGAUAUUUUGGUUGGAAAUGCCAAAAUCGAUGGAAUAUGGGAAGGCGGAGUGAGUCUUAAAGAACUUAAAUCUGUUUCUAGGGCCCAAAUAGACCUAUGUGAAGACAUUGGCAAUAGCAGCCAGAGUAGCAAUGAAAAUGACAACUCUAUAGUGGAACUCCAAAACUGUUUUGUGCAUGGUACCAAUCCUCAAGUAAGAUGUGAGAAGGCUGAAGCAGAUGAUACAGUAUUAUGUUCUGAUCAAAGCCAAAUUACAGUUGAAGAACAUGGUAGCAAUUCCUUUGAUAAGCAUUUGAGCAUUGCUGUUGCGGAUAAUGAUUCAAGCAGUGGAAAGACAAUGCAAUCUGGGAAUCCAACCCUUCCAGCUUCAGAUCAAUUUUCAGGAACAAAUUUUGGAUCAGAAGUUGUAGAAAAAUUCUUGGGUGAACAGGACCAAAAAUCUUCUGGAAGCAGUGAACCGAAUCCUGAUUUCAACAAGAAUGAGAAAUUGGGGGAAGUGGAUGUUCUGAUUGAAGAAGCAGCUCAAUCACUUAUCAAAAUCUCCAUGGAGAAUUCAGCUUGCAAUCAAAAUCUUUCAACAAAGGCAGUGUCCAAUGAGAUGGAGAAUGAAGAGGAGCAGCCACAGUGUUCUUUUGACUCUUAUGAGCUACUUGCUCUGAAGUUAACUGAAAGCAGUGCAGAUGACUAUUCUGUGUCAUCAAAGCCAUUUGAGCUCAGUGACUCGGAGAGAAAAGAUUUUAGUUGCAAGUUAAGAAGAGGAAGGAGAUUGAAGGACUUUCAAAGGGACAUACUUCCUGGCCUUUCAUCUCUUUCUCGACAAGAAAUUCGUGAAGAUAUAAACAUCCUGGAGGCAGUGUUACGAUCAAGAGAGUAUAAGAAAAUGAGAUCCAACGUGGAAAAUGCAGGAAGUUGGUCCACACCAGUGAGGAGCAGAAGAUCAAGGGUCAAUUAUGGUGGAAGAAGAAAGUGUAGAUAACAACAAUGACAUGGAAACUCCAGAACUGUUAUUCACAUUUCUUUAACUGCAAAUAGUCUUCAAGCUUUUUUUUUACUUAUUUUUAGAUACAUUUUGCCUACAUUGUGAGAUGAUUCUAUCUGCUUUUCUCUUUAGAAAAUGAUUAGUUAUUUUCUCAAAGUAGCAUUUGACACAAUUUGUUCUAGGUAAGAAUACAACUGUUCGUGAGGG